Soboliphyme baturini is the source of this 360-nucleotide messenger RNA. The record is from the annotation of a GenBank genome assembly. NCBI's taxonomy places the organism in Eukaryota, Metazoa, Nematoda, Enoplea, Dioctophymatida, Soboliphymatidae.
AUGAUCCACGAAGCCUCUCGGCGUGUGUUCUGUGACGUGUCUUUUUCGUCCGCGAACUCAAUUUGUGCCAUAUGGCCGCGGUCGGCUGAGUUCGAGACCGCCGGCUAUUCAAGCGGGCGGUUAUGUAUUAAAUUAGCCACCAUCUGCCGUCGUAACAGCAUGGCGACUGUUAACUUGGACCGUCGGAAACGAAUGACGAAAAAUUUCGUUGAAACGCGACGACCACGCGCUCCAGGACAGGGCAAAGAGUUUCGACAGCGACGACACCUGCUCGUCGACGACCUCGUGUCCCUCCCCGACCGAGCCGUACGUGCUGUGAUCCACGUGUCUUUGAGGACGAACGAGCAGGCGGUAAUGUGA